Messenger RNA from Dunckerocampus dactyliophorus (ringed pipefish), 1771 nucleotides. Its product is annotated as transmembrane protein 132C-like. The annotation marks the transcript as partial. The record is from RefSeq and is a predicted model, not a curated record. The transcript is spliced from 2 exons. Lineage: Eukaryota; Metazoa; Chordata; Actinopteri; Syngnathiformes; Syngnathidae.
UGGUAGACAGCAAGGUGAUCCUGGAGGGUCUGCAGAGGAGGCAAACCAGGAUUUAAUGAGGAAUUCCAGCCUGCAGGCCCGCACUGAGUCCUUCUUCAUCCACCAGGCUCGCCACAUGCCCUCUGUCAAUGCUAGCUAUGGGCCGCUAUCGGUCCAACAGCCGGUCCCGCUGGAGAUGCUGCAAACACAGCCCGGGCCGUUCAACCAGCACACUUUCAUUUCACCAUCAGAGCCAACAUCGGCGUCACUGUCGCCGCUCUUUACGUUCAACUGGAAGGUUCACACUUAUAUCAUCAAUGAGAGGAUUCACCCCAGCUGGCCCAAGGUCCAAGUGUUAUUCUACAUAGCAGGGAGGGACUGGGAUGACUACAGCGCCAUCCAAAAGCUGCCCUGCAUCAGGAUGUUUGCCUUCCAUGAGACCCAAGAGGUACGGGGGACAUGUAGGCUGAAAGGUGAACUCGGGAUUUGCGUUGCGGAACUCGAGCCUCUUGCCAGCUGGUUCAGCCCACCCACUGUCAGGCCAGGUCGGCAGAGAGUGUCCGAGCAGGCCCAGGGCACCCCUGUGGAGCUCUAUUACAUGGUUCAAACCACUAACAGUGGGGACUGUAGUGCCGAAGACUCCAGGAAAGGCAGUGCGAUUCGCACGGAGCAGCACGGUCCGAUGGGCUACUCUGCUGGUCACACAGCCAUGCAACGCAUUGGGAGCGUCAGGCUCUUCCAGCCGUUAUCGGAGCUGAAGCUUGACGGUAACUUUUUGGUCAUGGUGCCCUCCAAACCCAUCCGUCAGAGAGAAACCGUCUCGGCUUUUCUGGCUCUGUCGACACUUUCCUCUGUGCAGAUCUUCACCCUCAGGUGAGCAAUUCUGACAAGCUGUGUCAAUUAAGCCUGUUUCAAGUCUGAUCCCUGAUCAAGUCGAGCUGCUCACUUUUGAACUGAAUCAUUCGUCCUGCAGUGCAUAGUCAAACCUCACUGCUGCUUUAUGGUUGUCAUGAGACUUUUUUCUUUUUUUUGAAGGCAUCACAAAAAAAGCUUCUUGUGUGAGGUGACAUAUGAUGAUGAAUGUGAUUGAACUAAAUGUUGGUCGAACCCCCCAAAUUGUUUGACGUUCGGGGCAUUUGGGUUUAGGGGCUCCACUGAGGUAAAAGUGGAUGAUAGCCAACUAAGACUAUGUUGGAGGGCGCCUGUGUCUCUUUCUUUGAGUUUUCAGUGCAGGUAGCUUCGUUUGUAGCCGGAAGCUUGUCUUCUUCUUUACUAGUUUUGACAGUUAACAGCAUUUUGAAACUCACACUCCUGACACCAACACACACACAACAGUAAGCGAAGCAGCAACAAGCCAAACGUAGUUUGUUUGCUUUGUGGAUGAUCAACUCGUCCAUUGUGAGGGAAAAAAAAAAAAACCCACAAUCAUAAAGGCUACGCCCAGCUUCACACUGCUUCCUGCAGACUCAUUUAAAAAGCAAAUGAUAAAUCACACAAUUAAAAAAUAGUUGAGCAGUAGGGGGAAAAACAAAUGCGCAUUUAGCCCAGCCUAGUGACAUUUGCAGCCUUCAAACUGUCAUCAGUGGGUGAAAUUGUGUGGUUGCAACUCAUUUCCGAGAGAAGAAGAAUCACUGAUGCUAUGAAUGAUUUUGUUCUGACUCAUGUAAAAUGACUCAGGAGAGAAAUUUAGAGUAACUAAGUGACAAAAUGUGAUGACGUCAUAUAAAUUUAAUCAUUAAAAAUAAUCGUCAGAAACUAACUGUCAAAAUAUGAUUGAUGACUUGACACAUCA